AUGGACAGCUCAAGCAACCGACUCUUCCGCUUCUCCAAGCCAGAAUGGCUGAAUAACUCCGCCGUCCGCAAUGGCGGAGUCUACGUCGCAGGCGCCCUGUUCGCAGCAGGCUUCUUCUUCCUAAUCGACGUCGCUUCAUUCUCGCGCAGCCCACGCAACGGCUCAGACGUGCAUAUCAAAUUCGUCGACUGGAUCCCCGGUAUCUGCUCCGCGCUCGGAAUGCUGGUUAUCAACUCGAUCGAGAAGAGCCGGCUGCAGGCUGAUAGCUUUAGUUACAGUGGGAGUGGGGUUGCGUGGAAGGCGAGGUUUGUGCUGUUUUUGGGUUUUGCGUUGCUUGCUGGUGGUUUGGCUGGGAGUGUGACGGUUAUGGUUCUCAAGUAUCUCAUCAAGGAUUAUCCUAUGCAGACGCUUUACUUUGGAAUUGCGAAUAUUGUGGCCAAUGGGCUUGUUAUGCUUAGCUCGAUCGUCCUCUGGGUCUCUCAGAACAUUGAGGAUGACUACACCUACAAUUUGGCUCUGUGA
This is a messenger RNA of Penicillium hordei, 522 nucleotides long. RefSeq names its product UPF0220 family protein. Gene Ontology annotation, cellular component: fungal-type vacuole membrane; Vps55/Vps68 complex. The coding region runs from base 1 to 522 and encodes 173 amino acids. The record is from RefSeq and is a predicted model, not a curated record. Gene Ontology annotation, biological process: late endosome to vacuole transport via multivesicular body sorting pathway; protein targeting to vacuole. NCBI's taxonomy places the organism in Eukaryota, Fungi, Ascomycota, Eurotiomycetes, Eurotiales, Aspergillaceae. The transcript has 4 exons.